Phyllotreta striolata is the source of this 1021-nucleotide messenger RNA. NCBI's taxonomy places the organism in Eukaryota, Metazoa, Arthropoda, Insecta, Coleoptera, Chrysomelidae. The record is from the annotation of a GenBank genome assembly.
AUGUCAUUUCCGUCGUUUUAUGAUUACUUUUGUAGGUUAACUUCCUUUUGUUGUAUGCCUCGUGAAUAUGGCACCUACUAAACCAAAAUCGGCGGAAAAAUCCGCUGCUAAAAAAGAUGAAAAGAAAAAGCCCGCAUCAGCGCCAGCUGCCGGAGCCGCAGCUGGUUCGUCGAGCUCUUCGAAAACCCCCGCGCCUGCCCCCAAGGCCGCCGCCAAAGUAGCAGGCAAAGCGGCCGAGAAGAAGCCCUCGAAGACCGCGGCCGCCCCCAAAGCGGCCUCGGCCAAACCUAGCGCCGCCAAGGCUCCCGCCUCAGCGGCCAAACCUAAGGCCCCUAAGGCCGCCGCCGCCAAAGCGGCCAAACCCGCUGGCAAAUCGGCCAAAGCCCCCGCGAAGAGCGUGGCGAAGAAGGCUUCCUCCGACAAAGCCGCGGCUGGCAAGGCUAAAUCCGCGACUGUCGUUACGAAACCCAAACGUAACGUUUCCGUUAAGCAACAGAAGGGCGUCGGUAAGAAGACUUCCGCUGCCGCCUCCGCCGCUUCGGUCGCUAAAGCUUUGAAAGUGCAAAAGAAGAUAAUUAAAGGACCCAAUGGUACGAGGGCUCGUAAGAUUCGUACCUCGGUGCACUUCCACCGCCCGAAAACCCUGAGACCGCCCAGGACUCCCAAGUACCCGAAGAAGAGCGUGCCGCACAGAAGCCGCAUGGACGCUUACAACAUCAUCAAAUUCCCUCUGACCACCGAAGCGGCCAUGAAAAAAAUUGAAGACAACAACACUUUGGUGUUCUUAGUGCACACGCGGGCGAACAAGCACCACAUCAAGGCGGCCGUGAAGAAGUUGUACGAUAUUAAUGUAGCCAAAGUUAACACCUUGAUCAGGCCCGAUGGCAAGAAGAAGGCUUACGUCAGGUUAGCGAGGGAUUACGAUGCAUUAGAUGUUGCUAAUAAGAUUGGCAUUAUAUAAACUGUCUUUCUUAUUUUUUUGACAUAUUUAUAAGUUGGAAUUAAAACAAAUUUGACGACU